Molecule: messenger RNA, 1287 nt
Organism: Cyclocybe aegerita
Lineage: Eukaryota; Fungi; Basidiomycota; Agaricomycetes; Agaricales; Hemipholiotaceae
Source: the annotation of a GenBank genome assembly
AUGGAUCCAUCCUAUUCGAAAUCUCGAGAUACACCAUCCGAUACCGUGCCGCCUAAAGCCAAGCGGAAGCACGAGCGCGGAGCGACAUGGAACAUUCGCUUUCAAGCUUCAUUGCACACAGUGCCUCCUCAACCGACAUUGCCUGCGAAUACAUAUGGCGGUUUGGGUGCGCUGAGUCGGGUGGAAGAUGUGAAUGGCACGCCCGGAGCUCAGACUCAAGAUUCCAGAUCGCUAUUUUUGCACCUCAAAGUUCUCGUCCAGCACUGUCAACUCGUGGCCGACCAAGGUCUUUCUCGCCUGCAGGAGGAGCAACGAUCCACAUCCCAUCUACGUCUCCAGGCAGAGCUCCAGCGUGUCCAAGACGACCUGUCUGCGGCGAUGAAGGGAUGGGCGGCCGAUAAGCAGGCGAUCAUGAAGUUUCAGGGCGAACUGCUGGAAGCACGAUGCCUGGCCCAACACGAAAGUCAGCAAUCGAUGGACUUGAAGAAGCUCCUCGAAGCCCAGCAGUCAGAACUUUGCGAGCGCGUUGAGCAGCACGCGAAGGAGGUCGAACGUGGGGUUGCGCUACAGGAGCAGCUGAAGACGGCGCAGAUCGCUGUUGCGGAGAUGGAGAUACACUUGUCGGAGGCUCGUCGGGAAGCUGAGCGGGAUCAAGUGUCGUUGAGCUCUCUUCGAAAGGAACUUACUCGGAGCGAAGCCGCCCACGAGGAAACCUCGAACAACCUGAAGUUCCUAUAUCGAAACUCUUUGGCCGACUCCAUUCAGAACACCGCGCUGCGGAAGACAGUCGAAAGUCGGGCCAUGGAGCUGGAGCAUCUGCAAAAUGUUCAAGGGCAAGAGCAGACGCAGAAUAAGGCAAGGGUGGUGCAGCUGCAGAAGGAUCUGGAUGCGCUCAAAGCAGUCGAGAGCGAGAGCAAGCGGAAGUAUGCGAAGAGGAGGAAACAGGUCUUGCAAUUGCAGAAAACCCAAAAAGCCUUCGAGCAACGCAUCUCUGAACUCGAGCAACGAGCCGUCGUGUCCGAGCGCCAGCUAACCAUGUUCCACUUCGGUAUCAACCUCCUCCACAGCUACUUGCUCAUCUUCCUCAAAGAGCAGGAGACACCCCGCAUACCGCCUAACAAGAAACGCAAGCGAGGCGAGCACGAUCUGUGGGACGUCCAGGUGGCGGUCAAGGCCCUGCUCGAUAAGUGCGAGGACCAUGUCAACUCGAUACGCGACCAGUUCGACUUUUACGAGGAAGAGGAUUUGGUGGGGACAUGUCCGAUGUGUCAUGAAGAGCAUGGCUAA